Messenger RNA from Setaria italica (foxtail millet), 1264 nucleotides. Its product is annotated as transcription factor bHLH144-like. Gene Ontology annotation, molecular function: protein dimerization activity. Lineage: Eukaryota; Viridiplantae; Streptophyta; Magnoliopsida; Poales; Poaceae. The record is from RefSeq and is a predicted model, not a curated record.
CCGAUCAAUAUCUCUGCAGGUGCUGACUUGACUACAGAGAUAUUGAUCGGUAAAUCUGCACCCUACCGUCUGGCUCAUGAGGGCGGCUGAGCUGCCAAACGCGCCCUACCGCUCUGCAGGCGCCGGGUACUACUCCAACGGCUACCCGUCCGCAACGCUGGCCUACGAGGACCCGCUGGCGGCCGGGCGGAGGGCGCACGAGUUCCCGGCGCCGCUCAACGGGCUGGAGCUGCAGCCGUCGGAGGCGUGCCCCAAGAACUACGUCAUCUUCGACCAGACAUGCACCAAGAGCCGGGUCACGUUCCACCCCACCCUGGCGCACAAGCUCGUGGGGUCCUCCUCCUCGGGCCACGACGGCACCUACCGCCACGGCGCGGUCGGCGCGCAAGACGCCGGCUGCCCGGGGCGGCAGGAGGAGGACGCGGAGGAGAUCGACGCACUGCUGAGCUCGGAUGACGGCGGGGACGACGACGACGUGGUGAGCACGGGCCGCACCCCGGGCGGCUACCCGGACGACGACGGGAGCUCCCCGGACACGGCGUGCUCGUCCAGCCGCAUCGGCGGCGGCAAGCCGCGCAAGAAGGAGCGGGUGAGCAAGAUGAUGCGGACGCUUAGGGGGAUCGUCCCCAGCGGCAACCAGAUGGACACGCCGGCCGUGCUGGGCGGGGCCGUCCGCUACCUCAAGUCGCUCAAGGUGGAGGCCAAGAAGCUCGGCGUGCGCGGCGGCUCGGACAGCUGAUCGAGUACUGAGUACCGCUGCUUGGCAUCGAUUGGCAAGCAACAGCUCCCAAUCGAUGGCAUCGGCGGCGGCAGCAGCAGCAGCGGCCAUGAUCUGGCCCAACUCUUUUUGUGCACUCUACUUUUGGCCACGGGCUCUGUCCAUGAUGAGAGCAUGGGGCAGGGACUCGAGGCUGUCUAGCUAGUGAGUGAUUCGCUCUGGUCCUAGUGGGGAGAGAUGAUGAAGUGGCCGGAAUCGAAUCAAGUGGGGGACUGCACUGAGCAUGGCAUGGCAGGAGAUGCAUCGAAUCGAAGGCACGCUUGGCUUCUUGCUCGAUGGCUUGCCGUCUGGUCUCGCUGCCAUGCUUCCCUUCUUCCUCUCACCCUCUGCUGCUAGUCCCUGCCUGGACGUGGGGCUUUAGUGGUGGUUGGGUCCCCUCCUCUCUCCGGCCUAUAAGCCCCAGGUCUCGUGGCUUUGCUUUUCAGUUGCCGCUGCUGCUAGCUGCUUCUGCUUUUGUCUUGUUUCAUUUCAUCUAUCGAUAUAUCC